AUGUCCCACUGUACUCUCGGGCGACAGUGUGGAGAUUACGGUAGUCACGAUAGUGGUGAGAACGGUGGAUGUCUCAUCAAACCCGUCAGAGACAACGUAGCCGUCCGAGACGACGUAACCCUCUUUGGAUACCAACGACAUGAUACCAAGUUGGAGAGCGAGAGACGGACUGUAGAUAAGGAAAAUUGUUGGGGUGGAGGAGAAGAUUGA
Caenorhabditis remanei is the source of this 210-nucleotide messenger RNA. RefSeq lists its product as uncharacterized. Lineage: Eukaryota; Metazoa; Nematoda; Chromadorea; Rhabditida; Rhabditidae. The transcript has a single exon. The coding region runs from base 1 to 210 and encodes 69 amino acids. The record is from RefSeq and is a predicted model, not a curated record.